AUGAGACAAAUAACCGCCGCACGUAAGCCGCUGGCGAAGUUUCCGAUGACGGAGAAGCUUUACCCAGUGGUGUCGAAACAACGCGGCAAAGUCCAGGCUCGACCGCAGUACGUUAGUGAAGGCUUACUAGAUAAUAUUCUCGAGCGCGCAUCACCCUACCUUCGCCGAAACCCACCGGUAGACAUUCUAGACCUUUGGCCUGGGUGUGGUCUUUGGUCAUCUAAAGUGAAUGAACUUCUCCAACCACGCCGCCAUGUGCUUGUUGAACCAAAUUUGCAGUUUCACCGUCUUCUUGGACCGCUCGCCGAGACCAAGCCGUGUUAUAAGCUCGUCCAGGAACAUAUAUAUGGGAAAUUUGAUUGGUCCGGUUUCUUCGCAACUCAUCUUCCAGAACAAGGCCCUGGAAACCGAAAUACCUCUGACAUUAUACCGAAGAAUGAUACACUCCUCAUCCUGGCUAAUCUGCCUGAUGCUACCUCUGCUAUGGAUCAUUUCAAGCCCAGCCGCUGGUUUCUCAACUUCAUGAAUAGCUGCUUAAGUCAAACUGAUGUGAAUUUAUACGGGGCCGUCCGAGUCCUUGCCACAAUGCCCUCUAACGAAGUCCCCGUCAUCUUACCGCGGGCCGCUAAUGAGCGCACACGAACUGGUGUAUUCGCCGAGAGCAUAGGCUUACACAACAUAGAGCUUGCAAGUGCAGCUGAAUUUGACCGCUCUCAUACUUGGCGAGGCUGGGAUCACAUAAACAACGACAGGAAGAAUGUGGCUGAAAGAGCUGCAGCAAAUAAAAUUGUCACUCCACGCACCAGAGAGCUUCCUCCCGUGAAGCUAGUGCCCGAAAUUGCCCACCGCGGAAGAAAGGAUUUAGCAUAUGAGCCUCGAGUGUAUACUCCUAUUCACGAGAAGCUCUUCGCGGACAUCGCGGCAGGAGAUCAGCUGGGUCUCAAUUCGGCCUUCGAGACCACAGACCCUAAAGCCAAAGCAUUACUUCGAAAGCGAUCAAUAGCAUUGACACAACUUGUCAGGGACAAUCAACUGACUCACUUCCGCCAAAAACUUGCAAACUCAAUCCUUGAGCUUGACGAAGUGGGCCGAACAUUUGCACGUGCGGCUGCAGAUCCCAAGGAGAGUGUUGAGAGUCUGAAGGCUCUAGAAGAUCGUAUGAUAUCUCUCAAAUCGGAUUUUACCACUUUGCGGUCAAGCAUUCACUUUGUGCAGUUGGAAAGACAUGAACAUGCAAUCGAUGAUCUCCGCUUGACUCGAAUCUCUAACGAUAUCGAUGAUGGCAUUAUGGUACAUAGCCGACGACCAUUUGAACCUCUAUACAUCUACCCGGAUGAGAUUUAUCCUCGCGACUCCGCGCGCGGAGCCAUAUACUUCGAACCAAAUCCCAACCCGCCCGUUCUGAAGAAGGUCUAUGACCUACCGGACCCAAUGGUGCAACCGAUUCUCAACCGGUAUUUUGCACUGCUAGCCUUUGUGGGCUUCCGUGGUACGAUGCCGGUCGCUGAACUCCUUGAGACGAUUUUCCCGUUGGACACUAUCAAUAAUCAUGUGCGGGAUAUUCCAAGCCUCGCGAACUUCGCCGAAAGACGACUUAAGCCUGGCUGUGGGCCGGUGCCCUUGCCGGAUGGUUCGACGUUGGACCCGGCUUUCACCUACCAGGAAAAUGUGGACUAUGAUUUGAGUGGUGUUCGAGUCCGCACUCUUUCUGCGCAAACCCUGUUGGACAUUGCGAUCAAGUACGAGAGGCUUCCGGAGAAGCUCUCUAUCAUCACAUUCAACCGAGUUCUAGGCGGCACACUGACCCAGGCCCAACUAGGGGAGGACAUUAACACGAAGAUGAGAUAG
This is a messenger RNA of Penicillium expansum, 1848 nucleotides long. RefSeq lists its product as uncharacterized. The coding region runs from base 1 to 1848 and encodes 615 amino acids. The transcript is spliced from 2 exons. Lineage: Eukaryota; Fungi; Ascomycota; Eurotiomycetes; Eurotiales; Aspergillaceae. The record is from RefSeq and is a predicted model, not a curated record.